AUGGAUCAAAGUAUCAAUUUAAACCCUCAAUUUGACCAAAUUGGUAAACAAUUUGUACAACACUAUUACCAAACCUUUCAAACAAACAGACCUGCUCUUGGAGGAUUAUAUGGCCCCCAAUCAAUGCUAACAUGGGAAGAUACCCAGUUUCAGGGCCAAGCCAACAUUGUUAACAAGUUGAACUCUCUUAGUUUUCAGAGGGUCCAAUUUGAAAUUACUCGUGCAGACUGCCAGCCUUCUCCAAAUAAUGGAUCAAUUGUCUUUGUUACUGGAGAUGUUAGAAUUGACGAUGGACAGCCUUUAAAGUUUUCACAAGUUUUCAAUCUUGUACCUUCUGGAAACGGUGGGUUCAUAAUAUUUAACGAUUUAUUCAGACUAAAUCUUGGUUAA
This is a messenger RNA of Cryptosporidium ubiquitum, 390 nucleotides long. RefSeq names its product nuclear transport factor 2. NCBI's taxonomy places the organism in Eukaryota, Apicomplexa, Conoidasida, Eucoccidiorida, Cryptosporidiidae. Gene Ontology annotation, cellular component: nuclear pore central transport channel. The coding region runs from base 1 to 390 and encodes 129 amino acids. The transcript has a single exon. The record is from RefSeq and is a predicted model, not a curated record. Gene Ontology annotation, biological process: protein import into nucleus.